UCAUGUGUAUGAUCACAUAUCUAUAGGCAACUGUGGAGUUGUUAAACAGAUGCAAUAUGAAGAUACCAUUAAAUGCCUCCAUUUGUAUUCAAGACUCCAUUGUUAGCCGCGGAACUUGGAUUCAGUAACAUUUAAUGGGACUUUAAAACGUUACUGACAACAAGUACCACUGGUUUAAUAGAUUGUUUUGUUUAUAAGUAUAAUAGUUGCAUUAAACUAAUAAAUACAAAACAUUCACAUGCUAGUAAAAGAUGACGUGUUUCAAAUGCAUGAACGAAAAUACUUAACAGAACGCAUAUUUGUAUCGUACCAGCUAGACGUAUAUGAAAGGUGUUUAAUGUCGAUGUAAAACCUCAAGGAAAAUGAAUUUAGAGAAUCUCUAUAUUCUUCAAAUUGAUGUUAUUUGGUAAGAAUUAAUUAUUUCGGAAGGCUUAUCUGAAAGGUACAUCAAUACAGGCACGUGGACGACUGUCUCUGCAUCACCUCGUCUUAUUUUUCAACGUUACGGCGCCACAAACGUUUCCGGACGUGACGUAGACGCUAUUGCCAGAUGGCAUUCAGUCUUGGAUACACAUCCCUAUGUGACAAAAACAUUCAGCGGAUAUAUACCAUUAGAUCGUUGAAACCUCCUGCUCGACGAAAGCCAAGGGAGUACAAGCCAGAAUUCAUAGAAGACAUCGACCGAAGGCGGCGGGAUAAGAUGAGGAACAAGCCCUUCAUGGAGUUCGUGGCAAAACACGGUGUCGACCUGCCCAAGGCUCCGGCGUUCCGGGUGGUUGCAUCGGAGGAGGUGGAUCAUAUAGUGGACAGACUGACCAUGAAGCCUUCCAAACGAUUCCCGCAUUUCCAGUACAACAAACGUGAUGGAGGUUACAACGACUGGAGAACGGCACACGAGGAAAAAAUCAGAAGACUUCGCGAAACGUUGCACAUGUUUGGUGGCGGUAAAGAAACUCAACCGGAAGAGAUUGAAGAAGAACCCAAAGUUACAAAAACUAAAAAGGAAAAGAAACGAAAGAAAACAUACAAGGAACACGUAGAUGAUGAGAUAGACACGAAGAAGAACGGGCAUUUGCCUGGAAUAAAUUAAUUAGUGCUGUUAUAUAAUUUCGAUAUCAGUGUUUGUGUUCUAAACAAUUGUAACAAUAAAUCAUGCAUGCAUAAUUCCAUAUCAUGUAUGUUGAUGUAUCUAUUGUGCAUGCAGUUUAUUAUAUAACUGAAACUGGUUUGUACAUUAACAUCAUAAUUAAGGUAUUGCGUUAACCUUUAUGGUUAUUGGCAACAUAUGUUGGAAAUAUAUAGACCAUCGGAACAAUUGUAGGAUUACCGGUAACUGUACGAUAUGCACGGAUGAGCUAAGAUAAGCUUGCUAAUGCCAGUUUAAGCGUUAUUCAAAGUAAAUUACGCCAGUUUUACAUGCAU
This is a messenger RNA of Dreissena polymorpha, 1422 nucleotides long. RefSeq lists its product as uncharacterized. The coding region runs from base 551 to 1090 and encodes 179 amino acids. The transcript has 3 exons. Lineage: Eukaryota; Metazoa; Mollusca; Bivalvia; Myida; Dreissenidae. The record is from RefSeq and is a predicted model, not a curated record.